AUGGCUUCCGCUUCUUCUUCGACCUCCAGCCCGCAGUACAGAUCAAGGUUCGGCGACACAACCUUGACCAAGGUCUUCGUGGGAGGUCUGGCUUGGGAGACCCCCACCGAGGAGCUCCGCCGCUACUUCGAACAGUUCGGCGAAAUCCUCGAGGCCGUCAUCAUCACCGACAAGUUCACCGGCCGAUCCAAAGGCUACGGCUUCGUGACGUUCCGGGAGCCGGAGUCGGCGAGGCGGUCAGUGGCGGACCCCAACCCGGUGAUCGGCGGCAGGCGAGCCAACUGCAACAUUGCGGCCUUGGGCAGGCCAAGGCCGCCCUCUCCACGCCUAGGGAGGAGCCAAGAUGGGAGCAUGUACCAGGGCCCACCACCACCAUAUGGCAGACUGCCAGCACAAGUGGGCCCCCCAGUCAUCUACCCUGCUCCUCUCGGGUAUCUGACCUACCCAUCUGAAUAUGGAUAUCAACAAGCUGCUAUGUACAAUCCCCAAGUGGCAUCCUACUACUACCAACAGCUAUAUGGACCAACGUCACCAUCAGCUGUUGGACCUCCACCCUACCACCAUUACCCUCACAUGGGGUACUCUAUGCAAAGUCCCAGGGCAGGGUUUCCUUCUCUAGCACAAGGCCCACGGCCACCAUACAUGCAGCAGCAUCCUGCACCCCACAUGCAGGGGUCCUUCAUUCCCUCCUCCUCGCAACAACACCCGUUUCAGCUCCAACCCCCACCACAUGCAAGGCAACCCCUGAGCACAGCAGUAGACUUACAAGCUCCUCAGCAACCCUCCACAGCUGGAGCAAACACCGAUAACCAGGAUGCUUGAAGGUGGCAAUUCACAUCCUUCCAGCAUAACUUCUGCUCAUCGGUCCUUCUGAUUGAUCACAAGGAACAAUGGGAACAUGGAUUUAAUAAAGUUGUGACAAAGCUUAAAAGGCUGAGUUGAAAAUUUGCAUUAAGAUCUCCCAAGUCAGUGAUGAAACUACUUCAGCAGCCCCAUGAUGAGCAGUAAUUGACGCCAAACUUCUUUUUUGUUUAUUUUUUCCCUAAUUCUCAUUUUUUGUAAGACAUCUGUCCAGUGCAUCUUUGAAUUAAAUCUCAAAUUUUCAUUUCGACA
Messenger RNA from Musa acuminata AAA Group (dessert banana), 1113 nucleotides. RefSeq lists its product as uncharacterized. Gene Ontology annotation, molecular function: RNA binding. The record is from RefSeq and is a predicted model, not a curated record. Lineage: Eukaryota; Viridiplantae; Streptophyta; Magnoliopsida; Zingiberales; Musaceae. Bases 1 to 822 code for a protein of 273 amino acids. The transcript is spliced from 6 exons.